AUGUCGCUGAUGAUAAAUUUAUGGAUGAAUUAUUUGGGCAAUUAUAUUUAUUAGUUUUUGCUGCAAUUAGUACAACUUCCAGAUUCCUCUCAUUUGCCCUUUUUGAUUAUGCUGGAAGACCUGAAUUAUGGGAUGAAAUCUAUGAAGAACAACUAAAAAUUCAUAAUGAAUCUAAUGGUAUUUUAACCAUAAAUGAUAUUCAAAAAAUGGUCAAAUUGGAUUGUUUCCUAAAAGAAUCCUUUAGAUAUUCUUCAGAUAUAGCUUCAUUGGGGCAUACAAUGACAAAAGAUUCAUAUACAUUUAGCAACGGAACCACUAUACCAAAAGAUACAGCCUUCAGUAGUAAAUUCUAUGGAGAUACAGCACAUAAUUUUCAGCCAAAACGGCAUAUAACUUCAUAUUCUAAUGGCAAAGUUAUUCACUCACCAGCUACAAAAGUUGAUAGAUCCUUAUUAACUUUUGGAGGUGGUAAACAUGCUUGCCCUG
Molecule: messenger RNA, 486 nt
Organism: Ambispora leptoticha
Lineage: Eukaryota; Fungi; Glomeromycota; Glomeromycetes; Archaeosporales; Ambisporaceae
Source: the annotation of a GenBank genome assembly